GUUGUAAUUUGGCGUAUUGCUUGUGUAUUGUGGAAAUGCAAAUUUUCUAUUUGGUGAACUAGUUAGUGAACGUGUCUUUUGAACGAAACUACACAGCUCAAAUUGUUGCGGGAUCGAUGCUUGUUCAACACGUGCAGGCAUUUAAAGUAGUUUUUUUGAUUUGACUGCAAAUAUGCAAAACGGACGAGAGUCAUAUCCAGGUGGUAACUGGCAAAACAACUCUGGUUCGGAUAAAUAUCAUUUUGUUAAUAAUCAAACGCAGUCACCUGGCAAUUGGCCUGGCGGUAAUCGAGCGACAAGGCAAAGUCAAAACAACAACAAUCACAGCAAUGACUCCUUUCCUAAGUUUCGUGAUUCCAUAAAUCAGCAACAUCAACAGCAGCCAAUGGGACGUCAGCAGGGUCGUGGAGGCGGCGGUGGAGGCGGUAGAAACAAUAGCAACCAGCGUGGUGGCAGAAAUAAAGGAGGUGGUGGAGGAGGUGGCGGUGGUGGCGGAGGAGGAGGAGGAGGAGGAGGCCGUAACAGGGGUCGGAACAAGCGUGGGGGCGGUGGAGGUGGAGGCGGCGGACGGAAUGAUCGUGUACAGCCUGAUAAUAGAGGAGGACGUAAUCAUACGCAACCAGAUGGCCCAUGGUACCAGGACAACACGCCUAGCGACAUCUUCUACUUUACGAAUGGAAAACUUACUCAGGAAGACGCUUUAGAAUCUGCGGUAGAGCCAGCUCCUUGCAUAACGCCCACGCCAGUAAUGGAGGCGCCUAGAGAGUCUACACCAGUAAAACCGCCGUCAGUUGUGGAGACAAAAGCAGCGGCGUUGAUCAAUACGGCGCACAUUAAAAAGGAAAAGAAAGAAGCUUCGCCGAAGAAACAAGCCAAGAAGGAGGAAAGCAGCUCCGAAAGCUCCUCCAGCAGUUCGGAUGAAAGCUGUGAAGCUGGCGAAAUUACUACUAAACAGGCGGCUGCCAAGAAAACCAAAGUGCCAAGCUCGUCAGAAGAUGAAUCUAGCGAUGAUAGUGCACCAGCUGCCAAGACAAAAGCUGAGUCAACAAGCAAACCCAGCAAGAGCCUAAAGAAAGCAUCCUCUGAAGAUGAUGUAGUCUGCAUGGGCCGAGAAAGUCGCAAGUUUACCAUACCCGAUGAGGAUGAGGAUGAGGAUGCGGAGAGCAGCGAAGUAGAACAGAAAGUUAGCAAGGAAAAGAAUCCAGCAACGACUGUAUGUUUGCUUUGCGAUAAGAAGGGUCACAGUUCCUUCGAGUGUCAAAUGAUUUGUCGCAACUGCUCGGCGCCGUAUCAUAGUCUAAAAAGUUGUCCUAAUCCACCCAACUUAAAUAUAGCUGUGCAAACUAUUAUGGAGUUUACUAUGCAACAGCUAACCGCAUUUAAUAUGGAUAAGCGUUUCGCGUUUCCGGGCGCCAUGGUGCCUGCAACCGCUCCAGCGCCCACUCCUCCCAGUGCUGCCAAGACAAAGAAAGAAAAACGUCCAGCUAAGAAGUCGAAGUCUAAGUCACGCAAGAAGAUUAAAAUGGAAGCACAAGACAGUGAAGAGGAUGACGAGGAUGAAGAUGACAAUGAAGACGAGUCUGAUCCUAGCAGCGAAAGUGAAUCCAGUGCAUCGAGUGCUGAGCCACAGCCAGCGACAAAUAAAUCUAAGCGUAAACGUAGCUCCAAGCAGGCCAGUCUGCCACCCGCCAAUAUGACACCCGCGGCAGCAGCAUUUCCAUUUCCAAUGCUGGCUCCUGGCGCGCCCUUUAACCCCAUGAUGUAUCCCUAUGGAACGCCAUUUAGUUUUCCUAAAUAGGUUAAAUAUUAGACUCACAAAACAAUAACAAAAUACCAACUAUAAUUAAGUACAUAAGUGAAAUUAUAAUA
This is a messenger RNA of Drosophila busckii, 1869 nucleotides long. RefSeq names its product protein mushroom body miniature (gene mbm). The coding region runs from base 173 to 1798 and encodes 541 amino acids. NCBI's taxonomy places the organism in Eukaryota, Metazoa, Arthropoda, Insecta, Diptera, Drosophilidae. The record is from RefSeq and is a predicted model, not a curated record. Gene Ontology annotation, molecular function: nucleic acid binding; zinc ion binding. The transcript is spliced from 2 exons.